AUGGAUCGCACGGGCAUCAUCAUUCUCCGUGUUUUGCAAGGCCUAUUGGCUUUGGCCAAUCUGACAUUGUCUGCCUAUGUCUACAACUGGUACUCCCGCGUCGCCGACCGAUCGAGCCCCGGCGCUCUUCAAUUUCUCGUCUUUGCGCCCUGCGUGUCCAUCCUCUCCAUUGGCUACCUCGAAUUUUCCGUGCGACAAAAGCGCAUGAUCAUGGCCCACCGGCUGACGUCGAUGGGCGUCGAGGGCCUCAACGCGAUCCUCUACUUUGGCGGCUUCAUUGCCUUUGCGCUGACGCUGAGCGACUCGUCGACGGCGUGCGAGGCGGGGCUGAGCUGCACGCUCAGCCGGGCCGUGGCCGUGAUUGCGGCCGCCGAGUUUAGCGCCUGGAUCGCGUCGACGAUUUUUGCGGCCCAGGAGUGGUUUCGGAGCGAGGCGCACAUGAAGAAGGUUACGGCGGCGCGCCGCCAGAUGACCGAAGCGAAUGCGAGAUUCUAA
Beauveria bassiana ARSEF 2860 is the source of this 495-nucleotide messenger RNA. RefSeq lists its product as uncharacterized. The transcript has 2 exons. Gene Ontology annotation, cellular component: membrane. NCBI's taxonomy places the organism in Eukaryota, Fungi, Ascomycota, Sordariomycetes, Hypocreales, Cordycipitaceae. Bases 1 to 495 code for a protein of 164 amino acids. The record is from RefSeq and is a predicted model, not a curated record.